AUGCUACAAGUACAUAUUCCUUCCGUGGGGCCGGAGGUAGCAGACCCCGAGAGGAGCCUGGAGAAAGUACACAUGGUGUUCAAGGUGGAGGUCCUCUGCCACGGGCGAAGGCACACCGUUCAUCGGCGCUAUAGCGAAUUCCAUGCCCUGCACAAGCAGAUUAAGAAGUCUUGCAAAGUGCCUGACUUUCCCCCCAAACGAGUGCCUAACUGGAGGCCCAAGGUUCUGGAGAAUCGAAGACAGGGAUUGGAGACCUACAUCCAGGGUGUCCUGUGUCUCAAUCAGGAAGUCCCCAAGGAGGUGCUGGAAUUCCUGAAACUUCUACAUUUCCCUUCAGACCCUAAGGCCAGCAGCAUGGAUGCUCAGCUACCCCACAGACCAGUCCUGAACUUCCACAGGGAUCCAUACAUUCAAAGCCCUUCUCCAGAGCCAAUCCCCAACAUGGUGGUGAACGGCGUGUUGCAGGGCUUCUAUGGCUACAGCGGAUGCCCCACCGUGGCCCAGCUGAAAGACCCCCAUUUCAUACCACCCUUACUACAGCCAGGGCCCUGA
Molecule: messenger RNA, 552 nt
Organism: Trichosurus vulpecula (common brushtail)
Lineage: Eukaryota; Metazoa; Chordata; Mammalia; Diprotodontia; Phalangeridae
Gene: SNX22
Product: sorting nexin 22
Exons: 6
Coding region: 1-552 (183 amino acids)
Molecular function (GO): phosphatidylinositol phosphate binding
Source: RefSeq, a predicted model, not a curated record